AUGGAGGAAAGUUUGAGAGUGAGAAUCGACAAGAUAUUUGGAUCUCUUUCAUCUUCAUCGUCUUCUUCACCAUCUCCGAGCUCUCUCUGGUGUCUUGCGGAAGACGAAAUCGAUGGAAACGAAAGGAGCGGAGAAGAGGAGGUUCCGGAACCCCAAUUUGAUCCGAAUAGCUUUCCGGAUAUCAAGGAGGAUGAUCUAGAAGAUUUGAGCGUCGAUGAGGAAGAAGGACAGUCUAGUGUAUCGCAGAAGCCGGAAGAUUACAACGACGAGGAAUGGGAGAUCAAAAACUCAAUCGGGAUGGAUUCUACUCUUGAUAUGGAGGAAGAGGAAGAUGAAAAUGAUAAAGUAGCUGUAGCUGAAGAAUUGUACGGUUACACGAACGAUGUGAAUGAUUAUGAGACUGAAGCAGACGAGUGGGAGGAGCUUCCAGUUUCCUUGAAAGAAAGAGAGAAGGAUCCGCGUGCUAAUCUCAUCGCAGCUAAGCUUAGGCUUAAAGAAGAUGCUGAAGCUGUUAACAAGUUGAAUUCCUUGCAUGUCUCUGAGGUGCAUGAGGGUAACCUGUCCAUGUCUACAUCUGAAAACGGGAAGGCUAUGGUGGUGUCUGAGGAUAACAAAUCUCAGGAGGCACAUGUUGGCUUUUCAGAUGAUAGUGAGCUGAAACCGAUAUUGAAGAGGAAAGAAAACUCAGCUGAUUCUAAGUUGCAGAAGCGUGUUCGGUUUAGUUCUGAUAUCGGAGAUGACAGCAGGAGUGGUGGCGACAAAGAUUCUGUGAUGGAGACAAGUUCCCCCGACGAGCAUAUAGUAGUGCAGCCAGACUAUCCGAGUGGGAUUCCAGAUUAUAUGCGAAACCCAACAAAGUACACCCGAUAUGCAUUCGAUUCAGGUGAGGUUGAUGAAGAAUCCAACCGGAAAGCGUACAUGGACUUUCUCAACAUGAUUAAAAGGCGAGAUGAGCCUCUUGUAGACCCUAUGGUUGAGCUUCCAAAAUCAGUGGCUUUUGUACCUAAGAAGAAACCAACAGCUGAAAGCAAAGCAGAAAACGUAGAGAAGACUUGUGAGGGGAGAAGAGGUGCAAUAGCUGCCAUAGAAGACAGCACAGUUUCUGCGAUGGAAGAAGAUGAACCAGAGGCAGCUCUAAAUGUCAUGAGAAAACCUGGCCGUCAGUAUCGAACCAGAGCCACGGAAGAUCAAGAGGAAUGUUGA
Arabis nemorensis is the source of this 1203-nucleotide messenger RNA. The record is from the annotation of a GenBank genome assembly. NCBI's taxonomy places the organism in Eukaryota, Viridiplantae, Streptophyta, Magnoliopsida, Brassicales, Brassicaceae.